Messenger RNA from Linum tenue, 4082 nucleotides. NCBI's taxonomy places the organism in Eukaryota, Viridiplantae, Streptophyta, Magnoliopsida, Malpighiales, Linaceae. The record is from the annotation of a GenBank genome assembly.
AUAAAAACUAAAUAAAGUUCCUUUAGAAAGAAAUCCAAAGAAGGCAACUGGAUUAGGAAAAAAAAGUUACAUCUCUCCGUCUCUGUCCCCCCUUCCCCCAGUUCCCAGACGGGGGAUAGACAGCGAGAAAGACAAGAAAGAGUGAUUUCACUCUUCAUCUCUAAGACGGCCCAACUCUUUAAACUCGAAGUAUGAGAAACCUCUGAGCAUUAUAUAAAUAAACAGAAUAGAGGAGAAAAGGGCUCAUUUCCUUUCUUGGUUUUGUCAUCUCGCAUCGUGUUCCCCUUGGUCCGUCCUUCCCUCUCAGAUUCAUCUGUCUUCGAAGGAAGGAUUGUGGGGUACGGUUGUGCAGAGAAGUGGAAGCCGUAGGUGAUCUCAAUUCUGUGAUUGAAGGUGAAAGUUUGAGGCUUUGUGGACGUUUCUUUGGUAGGUUGGGGAUUUCUUGAACUGGGGUCUCAUUCGAAUCCAUUUUUUCCUUGUGGGGUUUUAGUGUUGCAAUCUGGUAUAUCUAGGACCUCAAUUCCAGUUUCUUCUGCUGUUAAUGGGGGCUUAUAGUCCUCGGGCACCUUAAUCAUUCUGGAAAUGCUUGUAGUGGAACUUCCCUUGAGCGGCUACUGUUGAGCCUCCCUUUUUCCUUAUUGAUCUGUUUGGUCCUCUUGUUAAGACUUUGAAAGGGUGAACGUCUGAGCUGGUUUCUUCCAACUUCCUGGCUGCUUGCAAGUAGAGAGAUUUAAGUUGUAAUGGCUAGUCCACAGCAACCUUCCCGAGGGUACUCUGUUGCGAUUAGUCCUUCCAACCCUGAAGCAUCAAUCCCUCAACCUGAUAGAAGUCAUAUUACUUCUUCACCUCAAGUAUUAGCUGGACCUCCCAGAUUUCCUCCCCCUAAGUUGCAACAUGAUCACCUUUCCCCUUCUGUGAAAACCCCAACCUUGAUGUCACCGGCAAAUGCAGUUUCAAGUGGAAGCCCAAUUCCUCACUUGAGUACCCCACCUGGCCCUCCGGUGUUCACUUCACCUGUGCGGCCUGCUGCAGUGCCUUUCCGGACUUCCCCAUCAACUCCGCAACCAGUUGCGUUCUCAUCAGGAUCAUCGCUGCCCACUUCAUCUCCUCCCAAUUUCUCAAAUGGCUCACCCCAGUUGGAUCCCCAGCUUCCCCAAGCAAUGGAGGAGAACUCUUCAGUUGAGGAAUCACCAUGUGUGUUAUUCUCGUCAACUAAGGUUUUGAAGCAGAAAAAACUGGCAAAUGCAGCAAGUUUGGGUUUUGGGGCAUUGAUUUCCCCUGGUCGAGAGAUUUUACAAGGUCCCCAAAUUGUACAACGUGUUGCCCAUCGCUGCCAAAACUGUGGAGCUUAUGCAAAUCUGUAUUGCAAAAUAUUACUUGGUUCGGGCCAGUGGCAAUGUGUGAUUUGCAUGUCAUUAAAUGGAAGUGACAGGGAAUAUGUAGCACCAAGCAAAGAAGAUCUGCGCAACCUUCCUGAACUUUCGUCUCCAGUAGUUGACUAUGUUCAACCUGGGAAUAAGAGACCUGGUUUCAUUCCAGUUUCUGAUUCUAGAGUGUCUGCACCUGUCGUUCUUGUUAUUGAUGACUGCUUGGAUGAGCCACACCUGCAGCACUUACAAAGCUCCUUACAUGCAUUUGUUGAUUCUCUUCCUCCUACAUCCAGAAUAGGAAUCAUAACAUACGGCCGUGUAGUAUCUGUUUAUGAUUUUUCAGAGGAAUCAUUUGCUUCAGCCGACGUGCUUCCAGGAGAUAAAUCACCCACUCCAGAAUCCUUGAAAGGAUUAAUCUACGGGACUGGUGUGUAUUUGUCGCCAAUGCAUGCUUCAAAAGAAGUAGCACAUAGAAUAUUCUCAUCAUUGAGACCAUUCAAGUUGGACAUCGCAGAAGCUUCAAGGGAACGCUGCCUGGGUGCUGCUGUUGAAAUAGCUCUAUCUAUAAUUCAGGGGCCAUCGGGAGAGAUGUCUCGGGGUGUAGUCAAGAGGCCAGGGGGUAAUACUAGGAUCAUUGUAUGCGCUGGUGGGCCAAAUACCUAUGGUCCUGGAUCUGUUCCUCAUUCCUUUGGGCACCCAAACUAUGCUCACCUUGAAAGUACAGCCUUCAAAUGGAUGGAACAGCUGGGUCGUGAAGCUCAACGACACAAUACAGUGGUUGAUAUUCUAUGUGCAGGAACUUGCCCAGUUAGGGUUCCAGUUCUGCAGCCUCUUGCUAAAUCUUCUGGCGGUGUUCUGGUACUUCACGACGACUUUGGUGAAGCCUUUGGUGUGAACUUGCAAAGAGCAGCUUCCAGGGCAUCAGGCUCUCAUGGUCUUCUGGAGAUUCGAUGCUCUGAUGAUAUCAUUGUUACGCAAGUCGUCGGUCCUGGGGAAGCGGCACAAUAUGAAGACAGCAGUGAAUUUAAGAGUGAUUCUUCUCUUUCUAUUCAGAUGUUAAGUGUUGAAGAAUCUCAGUGCUUCGCAUUGUCGAUGGAAAAUAAAGGUGACAUCAAGAGUGAUAGUGUGUAUUUCCAGUUCGUCAUACAAUUUUCAAAUGUUUAUCAGGCAGAUAUUUCGAGGGUCAUAACAAUUAGACUAGCUACUGUAGAUAGUGUUUCGGCAUAUCUUGAGUGUGUACAUGAUGAGGUGGCUGCCAUCCUGAUUGCUAAGAGGACUCUAUUGCGAGCCAAAAACUCUGCCGAUGCAAUUGAUAUGCGGGCAUCGAUCGAUGAGCGUAUCAAGGAUAUCACUCUGAAAUUUGGUGCUCAAGUGCCAAAGUCUAAACUUCGAAGAUUCCCCAAGGAACUCUCCUUGCUGCCUGAGCUCCUUUUUCAUCUCAGAAGAGGGCCAUUGUUGGGAAGCAUUGUCGGCCAUGAGGAUGAACGCUCUGUGUUGAGGAACUUGUUUCUGAAUGCAUCAUUUGAUCUUUCACUCCGUAUGGUUGCACCGCGAUGUCUGAUGCACCGAGAAGGAGGCACUUUCGAGGAAUUGCCAGCCUAUGACCUCGCAAUGCAGUCUGACACAGCUGUUGUUCUUGAUCAUGGCACUGAUAUCUUCAUUUGGUUGGGUGCUGAACUAGCUGUGGACGAAGGUAGAAGUGCAGCAGCGUUAGCAGCUUGCAGAACGUUGGCUGAAGAGCUCACUGAAUCGCGAUUUCCAGCUCCUAGGAUUCUUGCUUUCAAGGAAGGGAGCUCCCAGGCACGAUAUUUUGUCUCACGACUGAUACCAGCACACAAAGAUCCUCCUUACGAACAGGAGGCAAGAUUCCCGCAGCUUCAGACUUUGACAAUGGAACAGCGGACAAAGCUGAAAAGCAGCUUUCUGCACUUUGAUGAUCCCAGUUUCUGCGAAUGGAUACGGAGCUUAAAAGUCGUGCCACCGGAGCCAAGCUAACCAAGGGAACUAAGCCAACACCGAAGUCUGGCAUAAUCUGUAACCUCCAAGAGAAGGGAAGACUCGAGGGAGCACUGCAUGGGAUUGCUACUUCCCUGCUUGAGCCGUUUUGCAUGGACAACGUCGAAAGAUGUCUCAAAUGGAAAUGUUACUGAUGUCGUUUCGGUUUUCUUGGUUGUGCCAUAAUGAUUCGACAUGUGUAACUGUUAUGCGCUGCGCUGUGGGCGAAUUGGGAUUGAGAGGUUUACUUCUGCUAACAGAAAAUGAUGGAACUUUGUGAGACUGCCUGAAACAUAAUAAUUGGUAAUGACCAUAUGCUGAGUACCCUUUUGCUGUCAUUUGGGAUAAACUAGGCUGAUUGUUUCAUUUGUGAUACGGUUGUGUUAUCCCUAGGUAGAAUAGUCUUAUUUUCUCACUUUAUGAUCUCACUGCUCUGGACCUAAGAUGGAUUUUCAUGGGAAGGAGUGGGAAUGUAAGCUGUGUCAGUUUGUCUACAUGGUUUAAACAGGAUUGGGUCAUCUUUUUACCUAUAAGAGGUCAGGUCAGGUCAGGUCAGGUCGGAUCAACCUGGAGUAAUUUUUUUUUACCUAUAAGAGGUCAGGUCAGGUCGGAUCAACCUGGUUUAAUUCUUCAUACACAAAGGAGAAUGAGAUUGUAAAAUGGAAAGUGUAUCAACUUGGUGCAAUUUUGAUUGAGGCAAGUUUCGUUGAUUUGGGG